Molecule: messenger RNA, 1362 nt
Organism: Danio rerio (zebrafish)
Lineage: Eukaryota; Metazoa; Chordata; Actinopteri; Cypriniformes; Danionidae
Gene: prr5a
Product: proline rich 5a (renal)
Source: RefSeq, marked validated
AUAAAAAGAGGAUCUGGCAACCUUUGGAUAACAAUGCUGGAGAACUUGAGUGGAGGCCACAGCGAUCGACCCUCCUCUAGAUCCUCCUCCACCUUCAGCUUCUCCAGCCUGUUCGCUCUGCCGCACCACCUUCACAUGGAUGGAAGCAGUCAUCCAUUCAGGAGGACUCUGUACCGGCUGAAGUUGGUCAGUUCUCCAAAUCUGAGUCAGCUGGGCAAAAGUGAGAAGGCUUCACUGGAGGAGAGAGGAUCAGGUCCAAACGCCACAUGGAACAGCAUUCACAACGCAGUUAUUGCUGUUUUUCAAAAGAAAGGACUGGCAGACAAUGAACUCUAUACACUCAACGAAGGCGUGAGGCAGCUAUUAAAGACUGAGCUGGGCUCAUUCUUUACAGAGUAUCUUCAGAAUCAACUUUUAACUAAAGGCAUGGUCAUUUUACGGGACAAAAUAAGGUUUUACGAAGGUCAGAAGUUACUGGACUCUUUGGCUGAGACGUGGGACUUUUUCUUUUGUGAUGUUCUCACCAUGCUUCAAGCCAUCUUUCACCCCGUCCAGGGGAAGGAGCCGUCUGUGCGUCAACUGGCCCUGCUGCACUUCCGAAACACCAUCACCCUUAACAUGAAGCUGGACGAGGCUCUGUCUAGACCACGAGCCCGGGUCCCGCCCUCCAUCGUCCAGAUGCUUCUGGUAUUACAGGGGGUUCACGAGUCUAAAGGUGUGAGCGAAGAGUACCUGAAGCUGGAGUCUCUCCUUCAGAAGGUGGUGUCCCCGUAUCUGGGCACACAAGGACUGUGUUCACACGAGUGUGGAGCUUCUCACUGCUCCUGCUUUAUUGAGCGGCGUUUGCAGUAUUGCUGGUCCAAAUCUGCAGAUCUGCCGUCCACUAAUCCAGUAGUUCGCUCCAAAAGUUACAACAUCCCCAUGCUGACACCCGUGGCGGAGUAUGACUCUGAAGUGAGCUCAGUUGGGAGCGUGGGCAUCCGGCGCCACUCAGCAUGUGAUGUCACUUCCUGUAUAGAGCACCAGGGCUAUUCGGCCCUAUCUGUGGGAAUAGAGACCAGCUCCACCCCCAGACUCUCACUCGAUCACGACCUUAUGAUGCGAGGAGCCGCGGGACAACCCUCUCUUAUAUCUCCACCCGUGUUCAUCCACACCUCCACUGGGUGUCUACACGCUCCCGACGCCCAGAUUGCGUCAUCCGAAUCAGAAAAGGUGGUUUCGUCACCCCCGAGUUGCUCCUCCAGUCCGGAGACGAUUGUAAUGCAAGGACUGGAUUCACUGGAAUCGGAUCCCGAAGGAAUCUUCAUUGAUUUUUCCCACUGCCGCUCUGAUUCUUUCGGAACGAGCAGGAAAACAAGCUGA